GUGCUCAGUCCACUCAGUCAGGUGUGCUGAUGAUAUCCUAGGAGAUAUUGAGAGAUUUCUUGGACUGUUGAGCGUCCCACAUUUCAACAGCUGAGAUGGCACGGGACAUGUCCGAUAAGGAGAUCCUGAAAAUGGAGCUGGAGCAGCUGCAGAAAGAAGUUAACACUCCCCGGAUUGCAAUGUCUAAAACUGCCCCUGAGCUUGUCACCUUUAUCGAGUCCCAGUCUGCAGAGGACCCCCUAAUCAAGGGAGUUCCUGAAGACAAGAACCCCUUUAAGGAGAAAGGAGGUUGUGUUAUUACAUAGCGAAGUCUUCAUAAUACUAACAAAAGGCUUUCUAAAGGGCUCAUCACAGGUUCGGCGUUCUUUAAAAUAAAGAGUAGAAGCACAAGACACCCCUUCAACCCCUACAUGGAUCUUUUCAUUUUGUGUUUUCAAAAAAUAUCCACAUUGGUAUGGUAUUUUUAGCGUGGACAAAUGUUAGUGUAUAUAAAGUAAGAUUUUAAAUUUUAAAUGUAUAUCUGGAUAUCUGUAAAGCUGCUUUGUGACAAUAUCCAUUGUUAAAAGUGAUAUAUAAAUAAAAUUAAA
This is a messenger RNA of Ictalurus punctatus (channel catfish), 587 nucleotides long. It is a transcript of the gene gngt2b, whose product is annotated as guanine nucleotide binding protein (G protein), gamma transducing activity polypeptide 2b. Gene Ontology annotation, biological process: G protein-coupled receptor signaling pathway. The transcript has 4 exons. Gene Ontology annotation, cellular component: heterotrimeric G-protein complex. The record is from RefSeq and is a predicted model, not a curated record. Gene Ontology annotation, molecular function: G-protein beta-subunit binding. Lineage: Eukaryota; Metazoa; Chordata; Actinopteri; Siluriformes; Ictaluridae. The coding region runs from base 96 to 305 and encodes 69 amino acids.